This is a messenger RNA of Drosophila navojoa, 541 nucleotides long. Its product is annotated as alpha1,4-N-acetylgalactosaminyltransferase 1-like. Gene Ontology annotation, biological process: glycosphingolipid biosynthetic process. NCBI's taxonomy places the organism in Eukaryota, Metazoa, Arthropoda, Insecta, Diptera, Drosophilidae. Gene Ontology annotation, molecular function: alpha-1,4-N-acetylgalactosaminyltransferase activity. The record is from RefSeq and is a predicted model, not a curated record.
UAUGUUGAAGAGAACAUUCAAGUGUCUUUACAUUAUAGGACGUCGUCUCGUAAUACCAGUUCUGGUUGUUAUUCUAAUAUUACUAGUCGUACUAUCCUCUAUCAAGGACCUAUCCAUUAUUUCGAAUGGAACUUACGGCUUACGUAAAUUAAAAGCUAAAUUUCUUUCAACUGAGAAUGUUAUCGAGGACAUACUAUAUUCGAGCUCGCAACCUCCGCCAGGACGCAGCAUUUUCUUUCAUGAGACCAGCUGCAUUUCUCCAGAUCGAUUGGGUAUCGAACCCAAGAUUAUGAAUUUGACGGCUCGACAAGCCUGUUGCAUAGAAUCGGCUGCUCUAAAUAAUCCCAACUUCCAAAUUUUUACUGUGUUUUCUUGUCCCACUUAUCGUCCACUCGUCGGUCGUCAAAAACUUCUCGUCGAUGCCAUCGAAAGCUAUGAGAACGUGAACCUCCGUCAUUUGAGUCUAAAAACCUAUGCUUCAGGCACUCCUAUUGAAGAUUGGGUCCAAAAGGGCGAUUUGCUUACCUCUAGGCAAGUUUGA